AUGGUGAAAACUCGUGGAACUUCCUCUAAGAAGAUCCUUGCUACUCAAUCCCGAAAGCCAUCUGCCCAACCCUCCCCGUCGCCUCCUCUGUCUGUGUCAAUAGCACCUCCACCUGCUCCAGCACCUGCGGCAUCUCUUGGGAGGACUACCAAAUCCAAGGCACGCAAGAGGAUGAUCUCUCUCUCUACUGAACACCCCAUGGUGUUUCCAGAUAUCUCGGCUGAUAUUGUUGACAACGCACCACCAUCUGAAGUGAUGGUUCCCUCUCGAGCCAAGAACCAAUCUACUUUUCCGAUUGAAUCGAGUCUGGCGGCUAGGGAAAAAUCCAAGUUUGUUUCAUCUUCUUCCAAAGUUGCUGCUACUGGGUUACUCAAGUUUCCCAUGAAGUCGAGCCAGUCCAAGAAGAACUCUUUGGCUCUAAAAAGAAAGUUGGUGUUGGGCUUGUCUUCAUCCCCCUUGACUGCUGCCAAGAAAAGAUUGAAGGCUCAUCCCCCUUCUCCGUCUUCCUCUGAAUCUGAACCUGAGGAAGAGAAAUUUGAGUCUGAAGAAACCCAUGAUACCACCUUAUCUAAUGAAUCUGUUCCUGACAAUGCUGAAUCAGAGGCUAAGUCUGAUGAGCCAAAACAAGAAGACGUUGUCCCUACUGAACAAGAAGACGAAUCUAACACAGAGCCAGUUGCAACUCCAUUGUCGUCCAAGGCUAAAGGCAAGAGACCUAUCUCUGAUUCUACACCAUCUCAAGGACUCUCAUGUGUUAAUUUCAAACCUCAUUCUCCUAUUUUUUUUUGUUAUAAUGACAAUGCUCAUGAUAUGGUUCUCUAUGCUCAAAGGAAAUUUCUCAUUGAGAAAAAUUAUGUCUUGAGUGAUCAUCGUCCUUAUGGUGUGCUAACUAUGCUUCAAGAUCGAAAAUGGACAUGCUCUUUGUUUAAAUUUACUGGUUUUGUGGAUAGAAUAGUCAAGGCAUUCUAUGCAAAUAUUACUGAUGAAAUUAUUGAAGCUAAAUCUCCUUUGUAUUGUAAAGCUUUGCAUCUUCCUCUUGAUGUUGAGAAUGAUGACGAUCUUGACUCUCUUGACAAGGAUGAGGUCAUCACUGAACUAGUGGGACAAAAAAUGGUAUGGCCACCUAAUACAGUCAUCUCGGUUACCAAUCUCACCUACACUUAUGUUGUUCUCCAUAAGUUUGCCACAACGAAUUGGAAACCGACUUCUCACACCGCAACUAUCUCAUUUGACAUGGCUUCCUUUUUGUACAAAGUGGGGACCGAAAUUGGUAAUAAGAGAAACUUGAAUCUUCCUUUUCCUCAAGUUAUUAAUAAAGUGUUGAGUAUGCAGAAAAAAGAUCUCAUGCGAGAUCAAGAAGAUUUGGUGGCUCCCACUACUGCUGCUUCCUACAAAGCAUCUGCUCCAACUACUAAAGCUGUUGAUGCUCCAUCAUCCAAGAAAACCAAACCUCAAUCUCUGAAUUUUGCCUCGGAUGACAUUCCUCAUGAAUCCUCAUCUGUUCCCACAGAUUCAGCUACUGUUCCUACAACACUAGCUGCUGUUCAAGCCUCUCUUGAUUCUUUGGCUGUUCGAGUGAUGACAGUUGAAGGACUGCAACAUUCUGUUUUGGAUGCUGUUAAAGCUUUGUCCAAGGAUCCAACAGUUUAG
Molecule: messenger RNA, 1650 nt
Organism: Humulus lupulus (European hop)
Lineage: Eukaryota; Viridiplantae; Streptophyta; Magnoliopsida; Rosales; Cannabaceae
Exons: 3
Coding region: 1-1650 (549 amino acids)
Source: RefSeq, a predicted model, not a curated record